Molecule: messenger RNA, 1263 nt
Organism: Cornus florida
Lineage: Eukaryota; Viridiplantae; Streptophyta; Magnoliopsida; Cornales; Cornaceae
Exons: 9
Coding region: 378-845 (155 amino acids)
Biological process (GO): mitochondrial respiratory chain complex I assembly; response to oxidative stress
Cellular component (GO): membrane
Source: RefSeq, a predicted model, not a curated record
UCGCCUAAAACACACGCCUCUGUCUUUGUAGUUUGUAUCCACGUUGAACCGAGCGGAGUGGUGACUCGUUCCGGUCGAACAAAUAGCGAAGAAUUCCCCGAGUUUUCCUUGUUAGCCUGCAAAGUUCAAAUGACGGUAUGGUGAGAAGAGAAGACCCAUAUUUAUCACUUUGCAAAUGCAACGAGUUAAAAGGUUCUGAUUCAGCUGUUAUUUGACAAAAUUUGAUCCAUAUAUAUAUAUAUAGAGAGAGAGAGAGAGAGUGAGUUGAGAAGAUAUGUCGAAAUUGUGGGCAAGACUUGCAGGGGCCUUCAGAAACCGAACAUUUGCGGGAAUGGACAAAGCAGGCAAUCGAUACUUCGCCAGAAAAGAAGAGAUCGAUGGUAUCAGUAAUGAAAGAGAAAAGAUGGGUGAUAUUCAAAGGGGAAGAGGAUCCAACCUCCGUUCCAGUUGAAUGGAUAUGUUGGCUGAAUGGGCAGCGCAGAAGAGCUCCGACACCAGAGGAAAUGAUUGAGCUUGAGGCAAGGCGUGAACGUGUUAGACUGAAUGUUGCUCUUCUCAAGAAGGAAGAAGAGGAAAGGAGAGCUAAAGAAGGCAUAAAGUACAAAGGCACAAGCACCAGUAAGGUUGGAGGACCAGACUUAAGAAGUUUUAUUCAGCAAUUUCCAGCUGAUUCAGAAGGUGACAGGGGUGAGGAAGCAUCUAAUGAAGUGGAUGGCUCGAGGAAGUCUAAAGAAACUGAGGCACAGAAAGAAUUCUCAUCUCAAGAAAAACACCAGCCAGAGUCUUCAGAGCCAAUGGGAUCUGGUGCAUCGUAUAGGCCUGGGACCUGGCAGCCACCAACAUGAUGAUUAUCAUAUGUUAACGCACUUCACCAACAAUGCUCCUUGCGGUGCUCACCAUAUUGCUCUUGGUUUUCAACUCCAAUUCUCCUCAGCAGAUUCAGUUCACUUAAUUGUUGUUACUUGACGAGAUUACUAGAUGGUUAUGUUUUGGCACGCUGCAUGAUGAAGUUCUUUAUCACAUCUAUGUUAGUUUGAAUAUAAUUUCUCGACAUUUUUGGUAGAUGGAUCUCACUAUAAUUUCAGUUCAAUGUAUAAUCAUCAGGGUAACCUGAUAUUUUUUUUGUUGUUGGACUUUUUAUCCGGCUUCUUCACGAUGGAGUCUAUUGUACUUUUGGACAGUAGUAGAAACUUAGAACAUUCCAUUGUCAAUUACAGGCAUACUUAUUCAAAUUUUUAUGACACAAAGUGGCUUUCUUUCGUA